Nezara viridula (southern green stink bug) is the source of this 609-nucleotide messenger RNA. The record is from the annotation of a GenBank genome assembly. NCBI's taxonomy places the organism in Eukaryota, Metazoa, Arthropoda, Insecta, Hemiptera, Pentatomidae.
AUGUCAUUUCAAACAGGUAAAGUAGUAGUUCGGAAAAUAGUUGAUUUCAGUAAUAGACAUCCUGUAACAAGAGGAAUGGCAACUUAUGCUGUCUCUUGGCCUGUUGCAAGUCUUAUGCAGCAACAUCUAGAAGGGCGGGAGAAAUAUGAUUACUGGAGAACAACAAGAUUUUUAUUGUAUGGUUCAUUAUAUGUUGCACCUACCCUGAAUUUAUGGAUGACUAUAGCCAGAUAUCUUUGGCCACAAACCACAUUGGCAGCUGCUGUAACUAAGGCAGUCGUAGAGCAAGUUUUGUACACACCAUUUGCUAGUAUUAGUUUUUUUUUCUGGAUGUCUGUUCUUGAAGGAAAAACUGUUGAACAAGCAAAAAAAGAAGUAUCUGAAAAGUUUUUCCCCACAUAUAAGGUUGCCAUUUGUAUUUGGCCUAUUGUACAAACAGUGAACUAUACACUUAUUCCAGAAAAGAAUAGAGUUCCUUUUGUUAGCCUUUGCAGCCUUGCUUGGACUACAUUCCUUGCUUAUAUGAAACAUCUUGAAGGAAGUCAUUUUAAACAGCAUCUACCAAUGCCUAUGCAUCACGAAAAGAAGAAAAUCGAAAGUGCAUCUUGA